AUGGCCGACGUCAGAUCACUACUUCGCAAUGAAUUAGCUUCGCGCAAGGGUACAUCCCAACCAAACACAACAGGGAAUCGAGUGACAAAAAAGCGCAAGGUUGACAGCUCAGAUGGCGUGGUUCGGAAGAAGCUACGCGCAACUGAAUUGGAUGCCUUCCAAUCUGUAUCUGACGCACCGAGCACCGACCACACCACGGCGGAUGAAGGUUCAGAGCAACUUGAGGAGGAUGCCGCUGGCCCAGCACCUGCUGCUGAGCCAAAUCAGCAGAGCUCUGAUUUUGUCGCAAACCUUGCCGAGCAACAGACAACCAUAGUUUCGCCACAGCCCCAGUCUACAUCGGUGGAUGAGGAUGAAUGGGCCGCAUUCGAACGCGAGGUUGCCGAGCCCUCACGUGUACCCAAUGCACCGGCUGCCGUCGCAGCGGAAGCCACAAUCUCAGCUGCACCGAUCACAGCCGAGGAAAUCGCCGAGCAGCAGAAGAAGGCGAAGCAGUCAGCGGCCCAUACCCGUGAAGCGGAGCUAGAAGGGGAACGGGAGGAUGCGGCACGGUUGAUGGAAGAUGAACUUGAUGAGAUGGAGCAGUUGGAGGAGCGAGUACGAAAACUCAAACAACAACGCGAGGCACUGCGGAAGACUCGCGCAGAGGAUCAGACAGCCACUGAGGCCACAUCAGACGCAGAGCAACAAGAUGCCGAGAGCGAGAGUGAAGAUGGUGACGAUGAGGAAUGGGAUGAUUGGAGAUUUAAGUGA
This is a messenger RNA of Penicillium brevicompactum, 753 nucleotides long. RefSeq lists its product as uncharacterized. The record is from RefSeq and is a predicted model, not a curated record. Lineage: Eukaryota; Fungi; Ascomycota; Eurotiomycetes; Eurotiales; Aspergillaceae. The coding region runs from base 1 to 753 and encodes 250 amino acids. The transcript has a single exon.